Molecule: messenger RNA, 1843 nt
Organism: Ostreococcus lucimarinus CCE9901
Lineage: Eukaryota; Viridiplantae; Chlorophyta; Mamiellophyceae; Mamiellales; Bathycoccaceae
Gene: CPN60C
Product: chaperonin 60, mitochondrial
Exons: 3
Coding region: 64-1818 (584 amino acids)
Biological process (GO): protein refolding
Cellular component (GO): cytosol; mitochondrion
Molecular function (GO): ATP binding; ATP-dependent protein folding chaperone
Source: RefSeq, a predicted model, not a curated record
GACGACGCGACGAACGGCGCGAUGCGACGACACGCGACGCGCGCGAUGCGAGCGCUCACGCGGAUGGAAACGGUGACGACGGCGAACGGACUCGAGGGCGCGGAACGCGCGAUCGGGCGAAGGACGACGGCGCGGACGAUCGGGCGAGGCGCGACGCGCGGGUACGCGAAGGAUUUGCGAUUCGGCGUGGAGGCGAGGGCGUUGAUGCUGCAGGGGUGCGAUAAACUCGCGGACGCGGUGCAGGUGACGCUUGGACCGAAAGGGAGGAACGUGGUGAUCGAACAGCAGUACGGACCGCCGAAAAUCACGAAGGACGGGGUGACGGUGGCGAAGAAUAUUGAAUUCAAGGAUCGAAUGAUGAACCUGGGGGCGAACCUGGUGAAACAGGUGAGCGUGAGCACGAAUGACGUCGCGGGGGACGGGACGACGACGGCGACGGUGUUGGCGAGAGCCAUCUUUAGCGAAGGAUGCAAGAGCGUGGCGGCGGGGAUGAAUCCCAUGGAUCUCAGACGAGGCAUCAACGCCGCGGUGGAGCACGUGGUGGCCGAGUUGAAGAAGAACCGAAAGAUGAUUUCGACGACGGAAGAAAUCGCGCAAGUCGGCACGAUUUCUGCCAACGGUGAACGAGAAAUCGGUGAUUUGAUCGCGCGCGCGAUGGAAAAAGUGGGCAAGGAAGGCGUGAUUACGGUGGCGGAUGGUAAGACGCUCGAAAACGAAUUAGAAGUCGUCGAAGGGAUGAAGUUUGACCGCGGUUACAUUUCACCGUACUUUGUGACCAACCCGAAGACGCAAAAGUGCGAGCUCGAAAACGCGUACAUUCUCAUCGUCGAGAAGAAGAUCUCGGGUCUCACCCCGCUCUUGCCCGUGCUCGAGAGUGUGUUAAAGACGCAACGUCCUCUGCUAAUCAUCGCUGAAGACGUCGAAUCCGAGGCGUUGGCGACUUUGAUCGUGAACAAGCUUCGCGGUGGCGUGAAGAUUUGCGCCGUGAAGGCACCCGGCUUCGGUGACAAUCGCCGAUCGAACUUGCAAGACAUCGCCAUCUUGACUGGUGGCACCGUCGUCAGUGAAGAUCUCGGCCAUAAGCUCGAAAAUGUCGAACUCGACAUGUUGGGCUCCGCCAAGAAGGUGACGGUGAGCAAGGACGACACCAUCAUGUUGGACGGCGCCGGGGAAUCGAGCGCCAUCGAAGAGCGAUGCGAACAGCUCAAGGAAGCCAUGGCCGAGACAACGAGCGAUUACGAUCGCGAAAAGAUGCAAGAACGACUCGCUAAACUGAGUGGUGGUGUCGCCGUGCUCAAGGUUGGUGGUGCUUCCGAGGUUGAGGUGGGCGAAAAGAAGGAUCGCGUCGUCGACGCGCUCAACGCCACCAAGGCUGCCGUCGACGAGGGCAUCGUUCCGGGUGGGGGGUCCGCGCUCUUGCACGCGAGCAAAACUUUACAAGCGCUCGAAGAUUCGUUGGAGGUUUUCGAUCAAAAAAUUGGCGUCCAAAUCAUUCGCGAAGCAAUCAAGCGCCCUCUUCGUACCAUCGCUCAAAACGCCGGCGUCGAAGGCUCCGUAGUCGUCGAAAAGGUCUUGGCGCAGACGGACAUUGGCGUGGGUUACAAUGCGGCGACGGACGAAUACACUGACAUGGUUAAGGCCGGCGUGCUUGAUCCGCUUAAGGUUGUCCGCACGGCGCUCACCGACGCGGCGUCGGUGGCGUCGCUCAUGAUGACGUCCGAGUGCAUGAUCACCGACAUCAAGGAAGACAAACCAGCCUUUUUGCCCGGCGAUUCCGGCAUGGGCGGCAUGGGCGGCAUGGGCGGUAUGGGCUUCUAAUCAUACUUGACUAACGCUGCUUUUG